Pygocentrus nattereri (red-bellied piranha) is the source of this 8602-nucleotide messenger RNA. It is a transcript of the gene grik3, whose product is annotated as glutamate receptor ionotropic, kainate 3. Gene Ontology annotation, biological process: synaptic transmission, glutamatergic; monoatomic ion transport; modulation of chemical synaptic transmission. Gene Ontology annotation, molecular function: transmitter-gated monoatomic ion channel activity involved in regulation of postsynaptic membrane potential; kainate selective glutamate receptor activity. Gene Ontology annotation, cellular component: plasma membrane; kainate selective glutamate receptor complex; presynaptic membrane. The coding region runs from base 308 to 3298 and encodes 996 amino acids. The record is from RefSeq and is a predicted model, not a curated record. Lineage: Eukaryota; Metazoa; Chordata; Actinopteri; Characiformes; Serrasalmidae. The transcript is spliced from 16 exons.
CUCCUGCAGGCUGAUAGUAAGAGCGAGCGACCGCAGGUUCAGCAGCGAUCCGCCUGCAUGUAAAGAGCUGGAGUUAAAUCAGAUCUGAUAGAGCUGCAACGGGACUUGAGCGUCCAGAAAAAAAGACAAAAGCAAAAAAUACUGGAAAAUGUUUGACCAACUACAAUGAGUGCAGAAGGCAGAGAGACCCUCAUAUGACACGCACGAAGCCAAUUUUGACGAGCAAUUGUGAGACGACUUUGGAUUCCUAAAAAAGGGAACAAAUAAGAAAAAAAAACAAGAAAGUGGAUCCCCCUCAGUAAGAAAGAUGAGAAAUACUUGGUGGUCCAUCCGGAGUGCGAGUUUGGAAUACUGGACCACGGUCAUGGUGUGUCUGUUUUGGAUUCAGUGCUCAUGUGGGAUGCCUCAUGUCAUACGAAUAGGAGGGAUUUUUGAACAGACAGACGGGCCGGUCCCACUCGUCAGUGCAGAAGAGCUGGCUUUUAAAUUUGCUGUUAAUAACAUCAACAGAAACAGGACAUUAUUGCCAAACACAACAUUAACAUAUGACAUCCAGAGGAUUAAUAUCUAUGACAGCUUUGAGGCCUCAAGGAAAGCUUGUGACCAGCUGUCUUUAGGUGUAGUGGCCAUAUUUGGGCCAUCUCAUAGCUCCUCGUCAAAUGCAGUGCAGUCGAUCUGCAAUGCGCUGGAGGUACCACACAUCCAGGUGCGGUGGAAACAUCACCCCAUGGACAACAGAGACACAUUUUAUGCCAACUUGUACCCAGACUACUCCUCUCUCAGCUACGCUAUCCUGGACCUGGUACAGUUCCUCAAGUGGAAAACAGCCACUGUGGUGUAUGAUGACAGCACUGGUCUGAUCAGACUGCAGGAGCUGAUCAUGGCCCCAUCUAGAUACAACAUUAGGCUGAAGAUCCGCCAGCUCCCUCUGGACACCACUGAUACUCGUCCGCUGCUGAAGGAGAUGAAGAGGAGCCGAGAGUUCCGCAUCAUCUUUGACUGCAGCCACAUCAUGGCAGCCCAGAUACUCAAACAAGCCCAGAUGAUGGGAAUGAUGACAGAGUACUACCACUACAUCUUCACUACUCUGGACCUCAUGGCUAUCAAUCUAGAGCCAUAUCGUUUCUGUGGGGUUAAUUUGACCGGCUUCCGCAUCUUGAAUGUGGACAAUCCUCAGGUGGCCUCCAUCGUAGAGAAAUGGUCCACAGAGAAGCAGAUCCCUCCAAAACCAGACUCUGGUCUGCUGGAAGGAAUCAUGACGACAGAUGCUGCUCUGACGUAUGAUGCGGUCCACAUCGUGUCCGUCUCCUACCAGCACGCACCGCAGAUGACAGUCAACUCGCUGCAGUGCCACCGCCACAAGCCCUGGAGGUUCGGCGGGCGCUUCAUGAGUUUCAUUAAGGAGUCACACUGGGAUGGCCUAACUGGACGAUUGUCCUUCAAUAGAACCACAGGCUUGCGGACAGACUUUGACCUUGACAUAGUUAACCUGAAGGAAGAUGGCCUGGAAAAGGUGGGGAAGUGGAGUGCUUCAGGAGGGCUAAACAUCACUGAGGUCCCCAAGCGAAACGGCAUGAACAUCACCGACUCCCUCUCCAACCGCUCGCUCGUCAUCACCACCAUACUGGAGGAGCCAUAUGUCAUGCUUAAGAAGUCUGACAAGGCGCUUGUUGGCAACGACCGCUUUGAGGGCUUCUGCAUUGACCUGCUGAAGGAGCUGGCCAGUAUUCUGGGCUUUGCUUAUGAGAUCCGCCUCGUGCCUGACGGCAAAUACGGCUUCCAGGAUGACAAGGGCCAGUGGAAUGGAAUUAUAAGAGAGCUUAUGGAGCAUAGAGCAGAUCUGGCUGUAGCUCCCCUGACCAUCACCUUUGUACGGGAGAAAGUGAUCGACUUCUCCAAGCCCUUCAUGAACACGGGGAUCAGCAUCCUGUACCGCCGGCCCAACAGCACCAACAGCGGCUUCUUCUCCUUUCUCAACCCCAUGACCCCUGACAUCUGGGUCUACAUCCUGCUGGCUUACCUAGGCGUAAGCUGUGUCCUUUUUGUUAUUGCCAGAUUCAGCCCAUACGAGUGGUACGACGCCCACCCGUGUAACCCAAGCUCCGAUGUGGUGGAGAACAACUUCACGCUCCUCAACAGCUUUUGGUUCGGUGUGGGCUCCCUUAUGCAGCAAGGUUCUGAGCUGAUGCCCAAAGCUCUCUCCACACGGAUCAUAGGAGGAAUCUGGUGGUUCUUCACCUUGAUCAUCAUCUCCUCCUACACGGCCAACCUGGCCGCCUUCCUCACAGUGGAGAGGAUGGACUCACCCGUCGACUCGGCCGACGACCUGGCCAAGCAGACCAAGAUCGAGUAUGGCGUGGUAAAAGAUGGAGCUACUAUGUCAUUCUUCAAGAAAUCCAGGGUAUCAACAUUUGAGAAGAUGUGGGCCUUCAUGAGCAGUAAGCAGAGCACAUCGCUCGUCAAGUCAAUUGAAGAUGGUAUCCAAAGGGUCCUGAAGUCUGACUAUGCCUUGCUUAUGGAGUCUACUACCAUUGAAUAUGUGACUCGCAGGAACUGUAACCUAACCCAAGUUGGAGGCAUUAUUGACAGCAAAGGCUACGGCAUUGGCACACCCAAAGGCUCUCCAUACAGGGACAAAGUGACCAUAGCCAUCUUAAGUUUACUGGAGGAUGGGCGGCUGCAUGUGCUGAAGGAGAAGUGGUGGAGCGGAAGCAGCUGUCAGGAAGACGAGCGUUACGAAGCAGGCCCAAUGGGCAUCCAGAACCUGGGUGGCAUCUUCAUCGUGCUGGCAUCAGGCCUGGUGCUCUCCGUCUUCGUGGCUAUAGGGGAGUUCAUCUACAAGCUUCGGAAAACAGCAGAGCGUGAACAGGUCUUUCUGCAGUGCGGUGGUGGAAGAGAUCAGACUGUCGUUCACGUGCGAGAGAAGAGUGAAGCACAGGCGCCACCACCAGCCGCCGGCCAUGGUGAAGACGGACGCCGUGAUCAACAUGCACACCUUCAACGACCGUCGCCUGCCGGGAAAGGACAACAUGAGCUGCAACACCGCGAUGACGCCCGUGUUUCCAUGACCUGCCUGGGGGACGGUCACCUGAGGCACGUUCCCGGCGCCGCACCUGACAGCAGGGACUACGGCUCCGAGAUGAUCACGGCAUUCACCAUCAACCGCAGAGACAUCCGCAACCAAACGGCCAAUCAGAACGGCGGCAGUAGCAGCAACCCAGGUAACGACCACAUCCUCAAGCCAAUGUACCCCACCAUGCCACUGAGGGAGGGAGGCCGCUCCGUGUCCUUCCUGUGAAAGAGAGCCAGCCACGAGGCCAGAGCUGUCCGGCCCUGCGUCUGAUGUUUAUGUAUGAAACACAAACACAUGUUCACCAUCUGUUCUCUGGAAAUCGAAGGAGUAUUCCCCUCCUCCAUCUCUCCACCCCGUCCCCCAUACUGAGAAAAAAGACAAGCAUCUCAUUAGAACAAAUGAAAUAAGAGAGAAAAGAGGCUUCUUUGAAGCAUGGCAAUAAAUGAACUACAGACUGACACAAGGGGUGUAGUUUUUUUUCCUAGAGUAUCAUUUAUAGCACAUUCAAUUCAUUUUGGAAAUUCAGUGACUGACUAUUUUUAUUUGGAUUCUGUCAAAAAUGCUGAGGGCCUUUGGCACUAUUGGCAAGGGAACAGUUCUAUGGGAGCUACAUUGCAGGCAUGCUUUGGACCUUAAUGAAUGAUUUAAUUUGGGUUGGUAGACUUGGCAACUGGGUAAUAUCUGCAGUUAGUGACAGUGUGCGCAGUUCUAGAUCUGCGACUUCCAAGGAGACUACAGAGAAACGUGGCGCCCUCCCUGGUUCACAGAUUGAAUGCACAAAACAAACAGGGUUGACAUAACUCAAGCUAACAAAGCAUAUUGCCAUUUAAAUGAGCAGAGUUGUUUUUCCACCCUGAAAUUAAUAACGGUUCUGUAUGUUGUGCCGUGUCUCAUCAUAGUGCCAGGACUAAAAUUCAAUUUGUUUGUGCUCUACAUCGUACGUUGCCGCCAGAUGUUUUGUACACAUUAAAUGAUAAUGAGAUGACUGAUUAACACAAUAAUUGCCAAAGAUCUGUCCACAAAACGAGUUAGAUAUCUGAAUACACCAUCCACUCUGAAAUUGCAGAGGGUAAGACUGAUGCCGUGGUAUUGGAAAACUGCUUAUUGUGCAAAUACACACACAAGUUCACAUACUUCACUUUACUGCAUAGCAUUCUACUUUUUGCUUAUACUAAUGUCAUAGAACUUUCCAGGUUUAGCAUUUUUUAGGAAGUAAAUACAUGUUUUAUUACCAUGUGUUUUAGUGAGAUGCAGACACAUUCUACAUAAACAGUUGCCCCGUCCCCUUUCUAAGGGCCUACAAAAGCAUUUAUACUAAUACAUAAAACAUAUAAUUAGGUAUGUGCCUAAUGUGGUAUAUCGGAAUAUAUUCAGUAUGACCUUGGUUAUUUGGUCAGUAUGGUCUGAAAUUAGCACAGUAUGUUCCUAUGCAUUUCAGUUUCUUUCCAUCUAUUUCUGUACUCAUUGCCUGGGUCCUUGAGUGAAGAGACUAGCAAAGUGGAUGAAAAAGAAGACGAGUGGUCCUUGUGUUAUCAUUUACAUGACGUACAUUUUUAGGACUGGAAAGCAUUAUAUGCUACAUUUCUGCCGUCAGUCUGAUCAUGUCAUAUCUUAACAUUACUUCCUCUCGUGAUGUUCUAAUCCUGACGUAACCCCCAAAAUCCAUUUGUUAUAACAUUAUUUACAUAUGCUAUCUAGUAGUUUGGUGAAGUACGCUCCUUAUUUAAGGAGCGUACUUCUAAUAAUAUUUGUAUUGCCGUCAGUUACAUGUUGUCUGUAAGUAAUCAGACAGUGGCGCAGUUUUCCCGUUUUGGCUCUGCAUUCCAGCAAACUGGAUUUGAAAUCAUACAAUGAGGUUAAAGUACAGAAUUUCAGUCUGAACUCAAAGACAGAUGAAGAAUUAACAAAAAGCCUAAAUGAAAUUGUCACUUGGUUACAAAUCCUUUACAAUCAAAGAUUCAUAGACAUGACCAGGCAAUGAAGAUCUUCCCUGGUGCUGCUCUGCCAGGUCUGUAAUGCAGCCCAAUUCAGUUCCUCCCCAUUUGAGGGAGUUUCUGCCUUCAAUAAGUGAAAUGCAUGUUCAGUGGAUUUCAGAUUGGGUGAUUUACUUGGCCAGUGUGGAAAAUUCCACUUUUUAUCCCUGAAAAACUCUGUAGUUGCUUUAGGAUGUUUUGCAUUAUUGUAUUACUGCAAGGUGGGUAAAGCACCAUGUUUUGAGGCAUUUUGUUGGAUCGGUUCAGUUAAAAUGCUUCUGUACACUUCAAAAUUCACUGUACUGCUGUCAUCAGCAGUCAAUAAUAAAACCAGGUGAGCCAGUUCCACUGUCAGUCAUAUGUGCCCAUACCACAGUAUUUCUGUUUUUUUUUAAUCCAUGCUUUCGUUUUUUCAUUACAUCUUCACAUCUGACCAAAAUAAUUUGUCCCUGAGCUCUAUAGGCUUUUAAGUCCUUUUUAGUUUGGCCUUUUUAUGCUUGAGAAAUACCAGCAGUUUGCAUCAUGCUAGGUAUUCAACACUUCAUAGUGCUCUAUGACAUUUCUGCCUGCAUUCCAAAUAGGGUUGUUUAUCUAUUCAGCACUAUUUGCUCAUGUCAUUACUUUGACACACCUAAUGUUUUGAAUAUAUCUGACUGACCUAUUUUAAUCCUUUCAGCCUCAUAAUGACCUGCUAUACUUGGACUAACACUUCUUUGGUCCUCAUGUUGAGUGACAAUAGCAACAGACCCCAGAUCUUGAAUCAGCUCUAGGCCUUUCGCUAGCUGUCUUGAACAUGAUGCAACUUGAUGCUAAUGAUGCAACAGCUCAAGAAAUAAUUGAGCACUUAUCCCCUAAAAUGGGGAGGCAAUGUGUAAAAAAGAGCUGUGAUUUUUAUAUGGUUCAUUCAGUGUACAGUGCUGUGCAAAAGUCAGAGACUAGCCUUCAUUACUUUGAAUUUGCAGUCAAAACAGCAAAAAGAGCAAGUUCUCAUUUUCAGGAGAUAUGUCUAAAUGAAUUGGAUUCACUCGCAUGAGAAAAGGGAAAGUCAAAGCAAGAUAAGUGGGGGGAAAAAAAGAAGCAAAAAAUGCAACCAACUUUGCAGUCUGACUUUGGAGGUGUGAUAAAAUAUUUUUCUUUGAAAAGUGUUUGCCUUCAUUACAGCUUCCAUAUUAUACCAAAGUAUGGACAAUAUUAAAAAAAAAAGCUAUUUUAUUGAGAGUGGCUUCUAUUUGUCUUCUUUUUUCCUAGUGCUGAAAAAAGGUCACAACCAUUUUUGACUGGAAAACAAAUGAAGGGUGGUCGCUUACAUUUGCACAGCACUGUAGCUGUGAUAAAUAAAUUAAACAGUCUGCACUUUAACCUCAAUCAUUAUUCCACCUAAAAAUAAAAUGUGCUCAGCACAAACAAAUAUUGUGCUGCUAUCCAGUUAUUUAAGGCAUUCCUACAAUGACCACCACGUCCCUACAUUCACUGUGUUGACGUGUUUGCAUGCAUGUGUGCAUGCAUGCAUGCCUGGUGUUUCAAUGCAUUUCAUCUGGCCAAAAUUCUGCUAAAUGUCCUUGGUUUUUGCACAGCCUUUAGCCUAUUCAUUUUUGCAGGUGUGAGCUAAAAGCUUUGGGGGGGGGUAGCUAGGCUUUUAGCUUUGCUUUGUCUGAGGACAUGCUGCAGUCUGCCAGGGUGCCCACUGAAAGUACUUGUCUGAGAGUCCUGCACAGACUUGAGAUUUACUAUUUCGAUUUCUCUCAGAAACAGGGCAGAAAAUAGGGACUAGUAUUCGUAGGACAACGUCAGAAUGAAAAAUGGAUGAGGGACCCUCUUUUUUGGAUCCAAGCUUAUUUCCCUUAGGCAAUGAGCAGAAUUAAGCGGCAGUUCCCAUAGACUGCAUUAGGCUAGGCUCCGUGUCAAAGGUUUCCUUAGUUUGUUGUGUAGAUGUGACAAACAAUGCAAAUGAGCAGUGUUAGCAUUAUGAGAUGUAGGUGCUAAGAGUCUUCACUUGCUGCCUUUUCAGGCAGCACAAGAGACUGCAUACCUCUGUGAGGUAAAUAUAAAGGACAGUGCUGAAAACACUUUGCGUUCUUUUUAUUGCAGAUAAUGUACUGAUCAAAAUAACUCCAAUUCAUGUGAUUUGGUGUUGACUCGGUGAAAGCUCAUUGUGUUUAGUGGCAUUUAAAUUCUGUGUAAUUUUAACACCCUCUUGCAAAGUAGACUAUAUAUUAGAUGAAAAGGAAAAUUACUGUAUUUUGCUAAAUACUGAUUUUUACCUGUAAAUCUUUAUUCCCAGCACCAUUCCUCUUUAUAAUCUGACAAAUGCCGUAUCAGAAAUUGUACAUGCGUUUUGUAGUAUAGGAUCUGUUCUAUGGCUAUACAUGAGAUGGAUUUAGAGGACAUUGAUACUAUCUCUAAAUCUAAUUACCUGAGCAACCAAUUCAUUAACAGCAGGGGUUGAUAUCAGUACCAAGUGAACAAAGGAAACAGUUUGAUGUAUGUACUCCCCUUUUAAAUAAAAAAAACUAAUGUAUUCAUAUCAAGUGUAUGUAAAUAAAGAAUAGUAUUUGAUUCUUGGAGCAGUAGCUGUGAUUGCUUUAGAGGAAGGUAUGAUUUAUCAUGAUUUCUCUCACUCUCCUUCAGCACCUGGCUCUUUGGAUCAGCAUCAACUUAUGUUGCACAGACUUUCAAAAUGUUUGGUUCAAAACAAGAGAUUACAAUGUGAGACGAUGCCUUUAUUUGAACAUAUCCCUGUACUGAAAUCCACAAGUAACAGACUGGAUACCAAACAACAAAUAAAUUUGGUAAAAAUAGACUAAACCUUUCUUUACACUUAAAGUCAACAGACAUUGUGGUACAAUGAGUAUUUUGCAAUUUUUGUAAGAUAUAAUCAUAAUUAUCCUUACACUGUGACAAAUCAGUUUCAUUACAUUGCCAGAGUGUGAAGACCACAUUGACCACAUAUUUCCGUAUACUUUAUGAACCGAAUAUUAUAAAUGAUGACUUUUUUUUUCUGUACUGAUUGCAACUUAACAUAGAAAAUUUAGUUUGGGUAUUUGAAUCAGUCCUAUUUAUGGAGCAUAAACCUCUAUUUUAUAAAAAGAAUGAAUAAGCAAUGUGAAUACUGUUGUUUUGCAAAAUUAUAUGAAACAAAAAAUAAAACAAACUUUUACAGAACGUGUGAUCCAUUAAUAUUUUUCGUUUGAAAAUGGUUAUGUCUCCUUUAUUUGACCCUUUUUGGAGGGUGGGGGGCUGGGGUGUUGCACUUGAUCACUAAGCAGAAAACAUGUAUAAUCAAACAGCUGAUCUCAUGGUGCCACCCAGGGUUUAUUUGUGGAGAUGAAUUUCUAUGAAUAUAGUUUUUUGUAAUGUUUUGUAUUUUUUUUUUCUUAGUAAUAGUAUGUGCUGAGAGACGACAUAGUAUAUCUGAUGUUGAUAAAAAGGGAGGAUUAAGAAGACAGGAGAGUGAGUGAAUUAUUUUUCUUUUGACACACUGUGAAUAAUUCAAUUGUACAGAUUGCUGUAUGGGUUACAUGCUUUUGAAAUUUUGAAUAAAAACAUAUGAAAUAUU